AUGGCGCAAACAAGUGCAGAAUACACAUGGGCGCCGCCGUCCUACGAUGUCUCAUCAAAUCCAUUGUUAGGUGGCACCGUUCGUUUGACGCCUGAUCCUUCUUUCUCCAAUAAUUUUGUCCGGUCUGCAAAAUGGUGUCCCGAUGGCUCAAUGGCUCUCGCUCACUGUGAAAAUCGCAGCUUUCAGAUGCUCAACUUACCUCCAGAAAUUCUCCACUUAUCAUUAGCUCAGACAGGCGAGUGCCGUUCAUCUCUUUCCUCUAAUCCUGAACUGACGACCAAUACAGAGCAGAUCGCGAACAGAACCUGGACUACCUUGCCUCAAGCAGCGCCAAUCGUUGACUAUGCUUGGUAUCCUCGUGCCACAGUCUUUGACCUUGCUUCGUUCUGCUUUGUUGCAUCUGUACGAGAGUCACCCGUUCGACUGCUGGAUGCAGCAUCCGGUCGUCUUAGAGCGUCAUACAAAAUUGUCGACCAUCGUGAGCGGCAGAUUGCACCACAUAGUCUAGCGUUCAACCUCACCGGACAAAGACUGUACUGUGGCUUUGAUUCUGCCAUCGAAGUAUUCGAUCUUCAAACACCUGGCGAAGGCACCCGUAUACUCACAACACCUUCCCGCAAAAGCAGAGAUGGGCUCAAAGGCAUACUGUCGGCUUUGUCCUUCUGCCCCUCCGGCUCGUUUUUCGCGGCCGGUUCGCUGAGCCCACCUUCGAUCAAUGGUGCUAAUAUCGCGCUGUUCAACGAAGAUGAUGCAGACAAUGGUAAAGCGGUGGGGUGGAUUGGAUUCAGUGAUGCUGCUGUCAGGGCUUCGGUGUCACAGAUCGCGUUCCAUCCAUACAAACCGCACAUCCUUUAUGCUUCCUUUCGCCGUCAUACAAGCAUCUACGCAUGGGACCUCAGAGGUGACACAUUCACGCCAGUACAGGUGUUCGAUCGCUCUGCCUGCGCCUCUGCCACAGGUCUGGCUACCGCGGCACGGAAGAGCGAGGACACAAACCAGCGGUUGAAAUUUGACGUCGAUAUCGGUGGGAAGUGGAUGAGUACGGGCACCCCGGACGGAGAUGUAUGCAUGUUUGACCUCGAUGAGGGCGCACCUCCCGCCGAUUUGCCCAUGGACACUACAGGUGAAAUGCCCACCACGACAAAUACCGUAAUGAACCGUCCGGCUCUAAGGUUCCACGCACAUGAAGACGCAAUCGGCUCUACGUCCUUCCACCCACUACAUCCAUUCCUUCUCUCCGUCUCAGGCUCGCGUCACUUCGAUCAUCUCACUCCUGACUCUCCUUCGGGGACAAGCUCGUCGGGGUCUUCAUGUGAGGAAGACGAAUCUGCGCAAAAGACUCGCGUGGUACGCAAGUCGCGGGCACGAAAACAGCCAGAGACGAAGGACGACUCGAUCCGGUUGUGGGACUUCUCAGGCUCCGUGACAGAUGCUGGGUAACCUGAGCUUUUCAGCCGCCUUUUGAUUUGCGAGUGCUUCGAGCGUAGAUAGAUGCUCCUAUGAUCCAUAGGCGAAAAGAUGAAGAUAUGGGCUAAC
Messenger RNA from Stereum hirsutum FP-91666 SS1, 1536 nucleotides. RefSeq names its product WD40 repeat-like protein. The coding region runs from base 1 to 1440 and encodes 479 amino acids. The record is from RefSeq and is a predicted model, not a curated record. Gene Ontology annotation, molecular function: protein binding. The transcript has 9 exons. NCBI's taxonomy places the organism in Eukaryota, Fungi, Basidiomycota, Agaricomycetes, Russulales, Stereaceae.